UUAAGGUGGAGAGAGUUGUUUCACACGUGGUGGAACACUUAACUGCAAUAAAGUACAUACACAGAUUAAAAUCUAUUUUCUGGAUACGUGGGCUUCAAUCCAGGGUGACAUAUCAAAGAGCAGGAAUUGCAACCUGCACGACAUAAUUUGCACCUUGUGGGUGUAAGGAAGCAAUCUGAUGCCGAGUCGUGCACGGCGAUCCCUGUAGCGCGCAUCAGUUUGGUCAGAGGCGAAUGAAACUAGCUCCUGAGCUAAAGCAGAGGGGGGUUAACAGCAGCGACAGCAGCUGUACCGUCAAAUCUUGGUUCACGUCAAAGAGAUAGCGUGUCGUCUGCGUCCUUCAAAUGAAUAAGCGUGCUUCAUUGUGGGAAUACUGAACAUUUCUAUUUUUACGCAGCAGACAGUUUAGGGAGUUCGGGAACAGAACAGACCAACCUCAACGUGCCUGUGACAGACCCCGGAGCCUGGGCUACAGCCAUGAAUAACCUGGGCAUCGUGCCGGUGGGAAUGCCUGGACAGCAGCUGGUUCCAGAUUCCGUCUGCUUACCAGGAUUUGACCCCAGCAUGGGCAUCAUCACCCCGAUCAACCCCAUGAUGGCAGGGAUCAGGCUGGUGCCCCCUCCUCCAGUGCCAGUCGAGCUGCCCGUCAUCAAAGAGAUUAUUCACUGCACGAGCUGCACUCUCUUCCCACAGAACCCCAACCUGCCCCCUCCCUCCACCAGGGAGAGACCCCCAGGGUGUAAGACCGUGUUCGUAGGAGGUCUCCCCGAAAAUGCCAGCGAGGAGAUCAUCCGGGAGGUGUUCGACCAAUGCGGUGACAUCAUCGCCCUCCGCAAAAGCAAGAAGAACUUCUGUCACAUCCGGUUCACGGAGGAGUUUAUGGUGGAUAAAGCCAUCUUCCUGUCAGGCUACCGGAUGCGCAUCGGGUCGAGCACGGACAAAAAGGACUCAGGGCGCAUCCAUGUUGACUUCGCUCAGGCUCGAGAUGACCUGUACGAGUGGGAGUGCAAACAGAGGCUGUUUGCCCGCGAGGAACGACACAGGCGCAAAAUCCAGGAGGACCGCUUCCGCCCUCCCUCACCGCCUCCCAUAAUGCACUAUUCCGAACACGAGGCGGGCCUGCUGGCUGACCGAUUGAAAGACGAUGGUAAGUUCAGCGAGGCCACGGCGGUGCUGCUGACCUGGAUCGACCGCGGCGAGGUGAACCGUCGCACCGCCAACCACUUCUACUCCAUGAUCCAGUCGGCCAACGGCCACGUGCGGCAGCUGCUCAGUGAGAAGGCCCAGCACGAGGAGGAGAUGGAGCUGGCCAGGGAGCACUUUAAAAACGCCAUGUUGUCCAUCCUCACACAAUUCGAGCAGAUUACGGCUGUGUUCAUCGCCGCCACCAGGCAAAAGGCAUGGGACCAUUUCUCAAAAGCGCAGCGCAGGAACAUAGACAUGUGGCGAAAGCAGUGUGAGGAGCUGAGGAACGCGCACAGUGAAGAGAUCAUGGGUAUACGACGGGAGGAAGAGAUGGACAUGUCUGACAAUGAUGAUGAUGAAAAUCCCUGCAAGAAAAUGCGAUUAGAUGACUCAGGCCUGGAGGUGCAGACCUACGCUCUGCGGGAGGAGAACGACAGCCUACGCUGGCAGCUGGACGCCUACAGGAACGAGGUGGAGCUGCUGAAGCAGGAGCAGGGCAAGGCUUACCGCAGCGAGGACGACCACACCCAGGAACACCAUCACCACGUGCUGCAGCAGACCCUGCAUAACAUGCAGCAGCAACUGCUGGGCCUCCAGGCGGAGUUGAAGAGGAAGGAGCUGGAGCUGGAGCAGGCCAGAGAUCAACAGAUGAGCCUGGAGGGGGAACUCAGCGCUCUGAGGGAGACGCUUCUGAAUGGCCUGGAAGCUACAGAGAUGAGCUCCACAGAGGGGCCUGAGAAGGCAGUGAAUGGGUGCAUGGUGGUAUCCUGUCACACUCAGGAAAACAGCAUGGAGGCCUUAGUCCGUGGCCCUCUGAGGUCGGAGAAGGAGGCCCUGUUGCUUGGGAUAAUAUCUACCUUCCUCCACGUCCACCCCUUUGGAGCUAACAUAGAGUAUCUGUGGUCAUACAUUCAAAGACUGGACGCAAAGGUCUCAGCGGCUGAGCUGGAACGGCUAAUGAUCCGGCUGCCCCGCAUGUUCAAGCAGGAGUUCAGCGGUGUGGGAGCCACUCUGGAAAAACGCUGGAAGUUCUGCGGCUUUGAGGGCAUCCAGUCCAUGUGAGGCCCUUGGCGGGGGCGACACACUUGCAGGGAGGGGAAGGCUCCGUGUGAUAACCCCAUGGAAACCUUUUGAGACUCUGAGGGCAGAAAAUGGAAACCAGGAUGCCAGGACAAAUACUUUGUUAUCAUACUCAGAAUGGAUUCCUUUGAACUGCAGGCUGAUUGCAUAACAUUUCCGUCUAAGACACGGUUCCGCCUUGCUUGGGAGAGACUUCUGAAGCAUGCAAAUGCUUUGAGGCAAGUCUUCACAGUUUUAAAAUUAUAUUUUUUGUGCCCUUUACCAAAAACUGAAAACAGUCAGUACAUUUCCGAGGGAUUUUUUCCUUGCCGAUAAAUUCCUUCUCCUUGAGAUCAGUGCUUCAGCACUGCAGACGCACUCUGUCCAACUUGUGAUGUGAUCCGGUUUGGAAUGCGCAUAUUUACCCAGGACGUGUCAUUUUUUUGAUCAUUCGGGAUGCGAACCAUCUCUUUUCUUCCUUUUACUGUAUGCUAAGUAUGUAAUAUACAUUCUGUUUGUGUUCAGUUUGUUGUUAAGUAUAGUAUCCACAUGUGUAAAUUAUUUUUAACAAAUAAAGGUUUUUAUUCAAA
This is a messenger RNA of Conger conger (European conger), 2834 nucleotides long. Its product is annotated as ecto-NOX disulfide-thiol exchanger 1-like. Bases 478 to 2247 code for a protein of 589 amino acids. Gene Ontology annotation, biological process: ultradian rhythm. The record is from RefSeq and is a predicted model, not a curated record. Gene Ontology annotation, molecular function: protein-disulfide reductase activity; RNA binding. The transcript is spliced from 14 exons. Gene Ontology annotation, cellular component: plasma membrane; external side of plasma membrane. NCBI's taxonomy places the organism in Eukaryota, Metazoa, Chordata, Actinopteri, Anguilliformes, Congridae.